CCCCGCCCCCGGCCUCUGCAUCAGUCGGGUAUGGGACGGGACAUCCUGUUCUGACUCAAGAAGGAAGCCCCCUUCUUUUGCCUUCCUGACUCACUUCCUCCUUUUGCUGGCCGUCUUGCAGCAUGGCAUGGGCGCUGGGGCCCAACAGACCUGGGCCUGCCCCUGACUCUGCGCCUCAGGAGCUGUCUGACCUGGGCAGGAGGGCUGGCCCCUCUGCGCCUCAGUUUCCCCAUCUGUAAGGUGACGUGGUCGCCCCUGCCUUGGUGGUUGGUGGUAAUGGAUGCACCGCACCUGCCCAGCACCUGGCACCCAGCAGCCCCUGCAGGUGCCAUGACUCAGCAGCCGCGGGAGGGCUUCGCCCGGAGCAUGGGGGACGCCCAGGAGUGGAUGAAGGCUGUGCAGGAGCGGCUGCAGAUCAAUGACAACACCCAGGGGCCCCGCGCAGCCCUGGAGGCCAGGCUGCGGGAGACCGAGAAAAUAUGCCAGCUAGAGCCAGAGGGCCGCAUGAAGGUGGACAUGGUGCUGCAGGCGGCCGAAGCCCUCCUGGCAUGCUGCCAUGAGGACCAGAAGCCCGAGAUCCUGGCCCGGCUGAGGGACGUCAAAGCCCAGUGGGAGGAGACGGUCACCUACAUGACCCACUGUCACAGCCGUAUCGAGUGGGUGUGGCUGCACUGGAGCGAGUACCUGCUGGCCCGGGAUGAGUUCUACCGCUGGUUCCAGAAGAUGACCGUGGUGCUCGAGCCCCCCGUGGAGCUGCAGCCGGGCCUGAAGGAGAAACGCUGGCAGCUGAGCCACGCCCAGGUGCUGCUUCACAACGUGGACAAUCAGGCCGUGCUCCUGGACCGGCUGCUGGAGGAGGCGGCCUCCCUGUUCAGCAGGAUCGGGGACCCCAGCGUGGACGGAGACGCGCAGGAGAAGAUGAAGGCCGAGUACGACGCGGUGAAGACCAAAGCCCAGAACAGAGUGGACCUGCUGGAGCAGGUGACCCAGGAACAUGAGCAUUUCCAGGUGAGCGUGGACGAGUUCCAGCUGUGGCUGAAGGCGGUGGUGGAGCGGGUGCACGGCUGCAUGGGGCGCAAGUGCCAGCUGAGCACCAAGGACCGUCUCUCGGCGCUGCAGGACAUCGCCAGUGACUUUCCCAGGGGUGAGGAGUCUUUGAAGAGGCUGGAGGAGCAGGCCGUGGGGGUCAUCCAGAACACCUCCCCUUUGGGUGCAGAGAAGAUCACCAGAGAACUGGAGGAGAUGCGGAAUGUUCUGGAGAAGCUGCGUGCACUCUGGGAGGAGGAGGAGGGGCGGCUGCAGGGCCUGCUCAGGUCCAGGGGAGCCUAUGAGCAGCAGAGAGGGCAGCUGGAGGCUGAGCUGGCAGAGUUCAGGAAGGGCCUUCAGAGGUUGGCGGAGGACGGCCUGGAACCCGCGGCCAAAGCCGGGACCCAGGACGAGCUGGUGGCCCGCUGGAGGCUCUACUCGGCCACGCGGGCGGCGCUGGCCGCGGAGGAGCCUCGGGUGGACCGGCUGCAGGCCCGGCUGAAGGAGCUCAUCGUGUUCCCCCAGGACCCGCAGCCCCUCGCGGACAGUGUGGUCGCUGCCAUCCAGGAACACCAGAGCAUGAAGGCCAAGAGCAUCCGGCUGCGCAAUGCCGCGGGCCUGGACCUGUGGCAGUGUUUCCAGCGGCCUCUGCAGGAACUGCAGCUGUGGAGGGCUCUGGCCCAGAAGCUCCUGGAUGUCACCGCCAGCCUGCCAGACCUGCCCUCCAUCCACACCUUCCUGCCGCAGAUCGAGGCGGCCCUGGCGGAAAGCUCCCACCUGAAGGAGCAGCUGACGAUGCUGCAGCUGAAGAAAGACCUGCUGGGCGGCAUCUUUGGCCAGGAGAGAGCCACGGCCCUGCUGGAGCAGGUGGCAACUUCCGUGAGGGACAGAGACUUACUGCACAACCGGCUUCUGCAGAGAAAGAGCAAACUGCAGAGCUCACUCGCUCAACACAAAGAUUUCGGAGCGGCUUUUGACCCCCUGCAGAGAAGGCUCUCAGACCUCCAAAUCAGGGUCGAUGCUGAGAAUGGGCUUCAGCGGGACCUUCCUGGGAAACAGGCCCAGCUUUCAAGGUUGCAGGGGCUACAGGAGGAGGGGCUGGACCUGGGGAUGCAGCUGGAGGCCAUGAGGCCUCUCGUCCAGGGGAACUCCCACCACCAGCACAGAAUGGACCAGCUCUCCUCUGACCACCAGACCCUGCACAGGUCUCUGGAGGACCUUGUGGACACGUGCCAGCAGAGCGUGCGGGAACAUUGCACCUUCAGCCACGAGCUUCUGGAGCUGCGACAGUGGAUCUCCGUGCUCACGCAGAAGCUGGAGGCCCACCGCGGGGACAUGGGCCCAUGGGAUGCCCAGUCCCGAGAGGUCGAUGUCGAGAAGCUGCUGGACGAAUUCCCGGGGAAGGAGGCCCAGCUGCCCCUGAUUGAAGCGCGCGGCCGGCUGGUGAUGGAGAAGUCUUCUCCGGAGGGCGCCGCUGUGGUCCAGAAGGAGCUGCAGGAGCUGGUGGAGGCUUGGGGAGCCCUGAGGCUGCUGGGGGGAAGCCUGCUGAGCCUCAUCAGAAACCGGCAGCUGCAGAGGAUGGAAGUGGAUUCGGGGAAGAAAAUGAUUUUCACCAACAACAUCCCAAAGACUGGGUUUCUCAUCACCCCCACGGAUCUUACUUCCCGACACCACCGUCAGACAGAUGUGCUUCAGGAGGAGGGAGGCAGCUGUGAAGAUUUCUCCCAGCUCCUGAGGAACUUUGAGCACUGGUUGCAGGUGGAUAACUCCAAGUUGGUUAGUGUCACCUCCAUGAGAACUGCCGCCGCCAAGGACCUGAGGACCAGAGAGACAAAGCUGCAGGAGCUGGAGGCUCGGGUACCAGAAGGUCAGCAUCUCUUUGAAAACCUCCUUCGUCUCAGGCCAGCAAGGGGGUCCUCAGAUAAGCUGGAGGAUCUGCGCUACCGGUGGAUGCUCUACAAGUCCAAACUAAAGGACUCCAGCCACCUGCUUACGCAGAGUUCUCCAGGGGAGCCGACUGGAUUCCAAAAGGCCCAGCGGUGGCGAGGGCUCGGCUUCCUCUGCCGGAAGGUGUGCUGCGUGGCGCUCCCCCUGCAGCUGCUUCUGCUGCUCUCCCUGCUGCUGCUUUUCCUGCUCCCCGUCAGGGAGGAGGACCGCAGCUGCGCGCUGGCCAACAGCUUCGCCCGCUCCUUCACGCUCGUGCUCCGCCACGAAGGCCCCCCGCCCACCUAGCCCGCUGGCGGCGCUCGGGGGACUUUCUCCUCCAAACUUCCAUGUGCCCCAGGCUCCUCCAGAGGGUGCUGGGGAAACUGGAAACGGGGGCAGGCCAGAGCCCGCCAGGCUGCAUCCAUGUAAAUACUGUAUUGAUGUUCCCAGAACAAAAUUACUUUUUAUACAGUGUUGUCUUCUUAGUCUAUUUAUACUGAACAUGUACUAUGUGAGGCUAGGGAAUAAUGCAUAGCAUUUUUUUAUGCUCUCUAUGUAAAUGCUCAGUAUGUAUGAUUUCAUAUAUGACCUCUCUUUGUCUUUGGGAAAAUUCCCAGCAGUGUUUUUGUCCAGUGGGAUCUUGUGGCGUUUUGGCCUUGGUCUGCAGUCAGCACUGGAGAGCAGGGACAAUACUAGGUCACUUUUAUGGCCACCUCCUAUCCAGAAGCCGAGCCCUACACCCAGAUGUUCAUGAAGGGGUCUCUGAGCUGUCAGCAUAGAAGAACAACACUGGCCCUCAUUCAGAGCCCAGUGACUCUUACUUUAGGUACAAUGAGAACAACCACGCUUGUCUGUUUUUUAGAAUGGCAGCAGAUUGGAUGCUGUGGAUUAGAAGCAGAGAGGGUGCUGGUGCCAGGCAGGCUCAAUGGCAGCAAUGAAAAGUGACAAGUCAUAGAGUGAAAUUAAGGGAGGAAAAGAAGAACUCCAAACAGCAGACCCAGAAGUAAGAAAGCACGGCAGAAUGGGACCUCAGGGAGCCCCAAUAGCCCAGACCAGUGAUGAAGGUCCAUGGCCAGGCCAGUGCGUCUUCAGGGAAUGGUUAGGUCACGCCACGUGUUCUCUGCUCUGUUCAGGGCGAAGUUGAAGGAGAGGAAGCUUAUUGUUAAGCUUUCCACGCAGAAUGAUGGCACACUCUGUGUGUAGCACCCACCUGACGGUGCCAGGGAAGAUGGGUUACCUCCGUUGCUCUUAAGCUGAGUUUUUCAUCAUCUACGACUCAGGCUGAAGGGACAGAGGGGAGCAUCUGCCACGCCAGGGACCAGAGAUCGAGGGUCCAAGGUAGAGAGGGGAGGUCCGCCGUGGAGCUCAGCCUGUCUGAAGGGCUCUCCCUCCUCCUCCCAGAAGGGACUUUGGAGAGAGGUGGGUCCUGGGUCCCACACA
Physeter macrocephalus (sperm whale) is the source of this 4392-nucleotide messenger RNA. It is a transcript of the gene SYNE3, whose product is annotated as spectrin repeat containing nuclear envelope family member 3. The record is from RefSeq and is a predicted model, not a curated record. The coding region runs from base 277 to 3258 and encodes 993 amino acids. The transcript is spliced from 18 exons. NCBI's taxonomy places the organism in Eukaryota, Metazoa, Chordata, Mammalia, Artiodactyla, Physeteridae. Gene Ontology annotation, cellular component: meiotic nuclear membrane microtubule tethering complex; nuclear outer membrane; cytoplasm. Gene Ontology annotation, biological process: nuclear migration. Gene Ontology annotation, molecular function: actin filament binding.